AUGCUAUACACCGCUGACGCAUUGUCCCGAGGACCUAUCCAAGAGUUUGACAAAGAUGAUCAGUUGUUAGCUGAUACGGACUGUUAUGUUCAAUCCAUAAUGGUUAACUUGCCUGCUUCAAACUCCAGAUUGGAUGAAAUUAGACGUGAAUCGGAGAAAGACGACAUUAUAAAAGUUGUGAUGCACAAUGUUAAAUUUGGAUGGCCGGAAAACAAAAAGCAAUUAUACGGUCCUGUGAAUAAGUACUGGAACGAGCAAGCGAAUUUCAGCAUACAUGAUGAUCUUUUAAUGAAGGGAAACAGGCUCGUGAUUCCAGAAGUACUCCGAACAGACAUAUUGAGAUAUUUACAUGAUGCACAUCAAGGUGUGAGUAAAUCGCGUGAACAUGCGAAGAAUUCUGUUUGGUGGCCAGGACUGUCUCGUGAUAUUGAAAAAGUUGUGAGAAACUGCAAUCUUUGUGAGAAAUAUAGACGAGAUCGAAUCGAACCAAUGAGAGGAACAGAAUUUCCAACGAGACCAUGGUCACGAAUUGGCGCUGAUUUUUUCUAUUACAAAGGAAACAACUAUCUUCUAGCAGUUGAUUAUUAUUAUCGCGAUGUAGAAAUUUGCAUCGUGACCAAGAAUGUUGAUACAGCGGAAACUGUAUUGGAAAUGAAGAAGAUUUUUAGUCGCCAUGGUAUUUGUGACGUAUUAUUUUCAGACAAUGGUCCACAGUUUGAUUCAAGACAGUUUAAAGAAUUUGCUAAGGAAUGGAACUUUGAGCACAUAACGUCAUCACCGAAAUAUAGUCAGUCAAAUGGUGAAACUGAAAGAGCUGUCCAGACGAUGAAGGCAAUUCUGAACAAGUGCGAUGAUGAAUAUCUCGCAUUGCUGACAUAUCGAAAUACUCCAUUGCAUAAUGGAUAUUCGCCUUCACAACUGAGUAUGGGCAGAAAGCUGAAAACUAGAGUACCAUGCCAUCCAGACGAACCCAUACCGAAAGUUCCGGAAUACUCCGGAAACUUUGUCACAGGGAGAGGAGUAAAAUGA
Styela clava is the source of this 1029-nucleotide messenger RNA. Lineage: Eukaryota; Metazoa; Chordata; Ascidiacea; Stolidobranchia; Styelidae. The record is from RefSeq and is a predicted model, not a curated record.